UUUUACAGUCAAGGCUGGAAGCCCCACCUUUUGUGUUUCCCGCACCGUCAAUCAAAAUAGAAAAAAAUCGACUCGAAUCACCGAUCGCCGCCCGCCUUUGAUUAAAAUGAUCAUGUUUGGCGUUUAAAUAAACCGAAAAUCAUCCGAUUUAAAUCAUUCGCGUUAUGACUGGUACGUAACAUUUAAGCUGAUUCAAGCAUGCCAACACCGCCCCUGAACAGCCAGUGAAACAGGAGGAAAUGGCUGCCUUAGACGUGGACAGCAGUCAGAGCGACUACAUGCAGCACGCCAGCGCUGGAGGCGAUCAGGACGCUCAGCCGUCACCGCUCGCGCUGCUGGCAGCUACCUGUAGCAGGAUCGGCUCGCCAUCGCCGGGGGAGGAUAACGGUGCCGCCGAUGGCGCGACCACAGACCUCUCAUCUAUACACUUAACAGGGACAUCUGAGAGAUGGGAGGUUUUGACUCCAUCAGCAUCUAUAAAGGAGGAGCCGGGCAUAGUGCGUAUUCCCAGCGCGGGGAUAGUAACGUCAAACGGACAAUACGUUCUUCCUCUCCAGAAUAUGCAGAGCCAGCCGAUUUUCGUGACCUCUGCGACGGACACGUCCACCAAUGCAGUGCCUAACAUUCAGUACCAGGUGAUCCCGCAGAUCCAGACCGGAGAUGGACAGCUGGGCUUCGCUGCCUCUGCAGUGGAGGGUGGCUCCCUAAGCCAGGAUGCCACGGGGCAGAUUCAGAUCAUGCACAAUGCGGGUCAGAGUAUAAGUGCCACCGGGACCUCUUCCUCUGACAUCCUUACCAACAGCCAGAACCUCGUAUCACAGACUGGGCAUAUCCAGCAGAUUCAGGGCGUUUCCAUUACUGGGUCAUACAAUAGUCAGGGUCAGGUUGUCACUAGUGUGCCUGUCGGCUUGCCAGGGAAUAUUACCUUUGUUCCAAUAAAUAGCGUGGACUUAGAUUCGCUGGGACUCUCUGGAGCUCAGACAAUAGCGACGGGGGUCACUCCGGACGGGCAGCUGAUCAUGGCCGGCCAGGCCGUGGAGAACUCCAAUAGCUUGGAGAAGUCUGGAGACGGGAUCCCUCAGACACUCUCCAUAAGCGAGUCGAACUCUAACCAAGAGAUUUACGUGCCAACGACAACCUCGUCACAGCUCCCGGAGACGAUAGAUGGCACGGGGGUUCUGACUACGGUCACGGCUGUCUCCGGCGCCCAGACUGGAGACUCUGCUCUCCAGGAGAGCUACAUCAACCAGAACCAGGUGCAGAACAUUCAGGUAUCGUCGGCGCAUCCUGUCAUCCAGCUGCAGCCGGUGCCCGUGAGUGCGGGCGACGCCCAGGUGGUGCAGGGCCUCACCCAGCCCCAGGUCCAGGUCGCGGGGCAGAACCUGCAGCUCAUCAACCCCGGGACAUUCCUGAUCCAGGCACAGACGGUCACGCCCUCAGGGCAGAUCCAAUGGCAGACUUUCCAAGUGCAGGGCGUCCAGAACCUGCAGAACCUCCAGCUUCCCAGCACUGGGGCGCAGCAGAUCACGCUGGCCCCCGUUCAGACACUCUCGCUGGGCCAGGGGGGCACGCUGAGCUCCAGCCCCGUCAGCAUUAGCACUGGGCAGAUCCCCAACCUGCAGACUGUGACCGUCAACUCGGUGUCCCAGCCCGGCAUGCCAUUCCUGUCGUCCGAGGACACGGACAGCCCCGCAGAUAUACAGAUCAAGGAGGAGCCCGACUCUGAGGAGUGGCCACUGGGCACGGACUCCACGCUGAACCCCAGUGACCUGUCGCACCUGCGCGUGCGUCUGGUGGACGAGGACGGCGAACUGCACGGACAGGAGGGCAAGAGGCUGCGGCGCGUGGCCUGUACCUGCCCCAACUGCAAGGAGGCUGGCGGCCGGGGCUCCAACACGGGCAAGAAGAAGCAGCACGUGUGCCACAUCCCCGGCUGUGGGAAGGUGUACGGGAAGACGUCUCACCUGCGUGCCCACCUGCGCUGGCACUCGGGGGAGCGGCCGUUCGUCUGCACCUGGAUGUUCUGUGGCAAGCGGUUCACUCGCAGCGAUGAGCUGCAGAGGCACCGCAGGACGCACACGGGGGAGAAGAAGUUUGUGUGUCCGGAGUGUUCCAAGCGCUUCAUGCGCAGCGACCACCUGGCCAAGCACAUCAAGACCCACCAGAACAAGAAGGGCGUGGCCGCCGGGGCAGAGGUGGCGGGAGUGUCCUCGGACGGCAUCCUCACCGCGACGGGCGCCACCCUCAUCCUCACCAACAUCCAGCACGGCUCCGCCCAGGGCCUGGGCACGGUCAACGCCGCCAACGCUCAGGAGAUCCUCUCCAACACGGAGAUCCCUCUACAGCUGGUCACCGUCUCAGCCAGCGAGGUCAUGGAGUGACGGCUGCCUGUCACUGGGACUCCCUAACCCCUCCCACCCCAUUUUUAAAAUAAAUAUAUAUAAAUAUAUGAAUAUAUAUUUUAAAGAAUUAUCAUUUGGUCUUUUUACAGAUUGGGCAAAAAAUAACAAUACAUGUGGUUCCAAUAUUCACACUGAAAAUGCCUUAUUUUGUAUCAUAGUCUGUAGUAUAAAUGGCGUUGCAUGUAUUAUAUUGUUUUUUAAGCUACUGUUCCAUAUGUAAAGCCUCUGAAGGAAACGUUUCCAAAAAUGCAAAGGAGUGGUACAGGAAACUGGAGUCUCGUCAGCCGAAUUUCUCCUGUGUGCCCUAAGAGGGGCUGUGCUCAAAAGAUCUGCCUCAAGUUUGCGUUAAUGACCCCUGAUCUCCCCCAGUCUGGCCGUCUGUGUGUCUCUCUGGUUUUCCUGCUGUUCCUGAAGUGCAUCCUUAAGCCCCUCUCUCCUGUCAUUUUUGUUUAUUUCCACCUUUAAGUAUCAGCUUUUUAAAGACAUCUUGUAGAUGUUGACAAUUAAAUUGGAUCUUUCCAAAAAAAAAAACAUAAAGGAUUUAUUUCUAGUCAUAUGUUCUGUUGCAGCUUGAAUAAUUAUCCAGAUGGUAAAUAACAAUCAUGUAAAGGUUUUUUUUUUUUUUUUUGGAUAUUUCAUGUCUUCUGUCCUUCCUGUACCAGCUUGUAUUACAGUACAAGUUACUUGUAAAUCAAGUCUUUUGAUCGAAAAACUAUUUAUAGUAGGCUGUACUUAGUAAAUGGGUUUUGUUGUAAUAAUCGCCUUUUUAAAAAUUACUUUUUAAAUAUGUAAGAUUUUUUUUUUUUUUUGUAAAAAUUUCGAAAUGGAUCACAAUUAAAGUCCUUUAUAUGGAAAAAGCCAUGUUAGGAAGGUUGAUUUGCCAAACCAGACUCCUCUUGAUGCGGAGCUGUCGGUGUGCCGUCUGCCCCACAGCCUGUCAGGUCCAGCUUUGGGUUGUACGACGGAUACAGUGUGGUGAUGGACCAAAAAAAACUUUUAUGCAGUUUUCCUCUCUUCUGUGUCGUGUCACUACGUAAUAUGUCAGGGUCUUAAAGUUACAGCUUUUCUUUAAAAUAAGCUCCCUUUUCCUGCCAAAGCCAGGUACGAGAAUCUCAUGUUACUCUAGAAACACCCUCAGCAAGCCAAUGCAAGCUGCAGUCACUUGAUGGCUCUUCUUUGUUCAAGUGGACACCUUUCUAUGGGUGACUCACACUGUACUAACCAACUACAGCUAAAUAACUUUCUACUUGUAUAAAUUUUUUUAAAUGUUUGGCCAGGGAUGUUUUAGGCUGUACAAUUUCUUUGUUGUCAAAUAUGUAUUUCCUUUUAAGUAUGUACCUAUAUGAUCUGUUUAAUUUUUCUAUAUAGAAAUGUUUCUGACAUGCAUUAUGCAGAUUGUAUAAUGUAAGAUUGUAAGUAGGUUAAAAAUGAAUGAAUGCUAUACAAUCUUGUUGCUGGAGUUAAUUGCUCUAGUGACUGGAGUUUUUGGAAGAAAAGGAUUUAUAGCAUUUUAUGAUAUUAUGACUCACAGGGCCCUGAGUCCCAGAAUCUACUUUCAUGUAAUUGAAAUAUAUUCUACCAUAAGUGGUAAUUAAUAAAACACUAUUUUGAUAUUUUGA
Molecule: messenger RNA, 4021 nt
Organism: Paramormyrops kingsleyae
Lineage: Eukaryota; Metazoa; Chordata; Actinopteri; Osteoglossiformes; Mormyridae
Product: transcription factor Sp3
Biological process (GO): regulation of transcription by RNA polymerase II
Molecular function (GO): RNA polymerase II cis-regulatory region sequence-specific DNA binding; DNA-binding transcription factor activity, RNA polymerase II-specific
Source: RefSeq, a predicted model, not a curated record